Vollenhovia emeryi is the source of this 1995-nucleotide messenger RNA. RefSeq names its product probable ATP-dependent RNA helicase DDX52 (gene ais). Gene Ontology annotation, molecular function: ATP binding; RNA helicase activity; nucleic acid binding. NCBI's taxonomy places the organism in Eukaryota, Metazoa, Arthropoda, Insecta, Hymenoptera, Formicidae. Gene Ontology annotation, biological process: maturation of SSU-rRNA. Bases 115 to 1779 code for a protein of 554 amino acids. The transcript has 11 exons. The record is from RefSeq and is a predicted model, not a curated record.
UCUAUGAUAUAGAUUUUCUAACCUCAAAUACUUGGCGCUGAUCGUUUGAACGUCUGUCGUUUGCACGUGGUUUGUGCAGCUCGAGUCUGCAGAUUAAUUCCAUAUAUUUACGUUAUGGAUACUUACGAUAUUUUCAAGAAGCUCGCACUGGGCGUCCAAUUCGAUAAGACACGUUUUCGGUCAGUCGCAGAAAGAUUUCAGAUGAUAAAACCGAAGAAAACUGACGAUACGACGGUGAAAAUAAAGGAGGAAGUAUUAGAGCCUGAUACAGGGGGCAAUGCAAAGAGAAAAUAUCAAGAUGAAAACGAAGAUACUAAGGAGAUAACAUUGCUGAACGGACUGUUGAAAAGCGAGAGUGUUCCAGCCAAGAAACGUACAAAAAUCUUGACUACUGACAAGAUGUUAAAGCUGGAACAAGAAAAGAUAAAUCAUUUGAGGAACGUGAAUCGUAUCUCCGUCACGGGCAGUCAUGUACCUAAAUUAAUAUUAGAUUUUAAUGAAUUGAAGACAAACUAUCAAGUGCCAGAAAAUUUGUUGAAUAAUAUGGCAAACAGUGGAUAUGCGCAGCCAACGCCCAUACAGAUGCAAGCAAUGCCAAUUAUGUUGGAAGGUAGACAGUUACUGGCUUGUGCUCCGACGGGGUCAGGAAAAACUGCAGCAUUUUUGUUGCCUAUCAUUUACAGUCUACGGGGACCGCAAAAGAAAGGGUUUCGCGCGGUUAUCCUAAGUCCCACGAGGGAGUUGGCCAAACAGACGUACAGAGAAUGCCUGAGACUGAGUGACGGCUAUGACUUCAGAAUUCAUAUAAUUAAUAAAGUAAAUCAGGCUCUCACCAACUAUGGGCCUUCAAGCUCGCAGAAGUUUGAUAUCUUGAUCACUACGCCAAAUCGAUUAGUCUUUCUCCUAAAUCAAGAUCCUCCAGCCAUUUCGCUAGAAAACGUUGAAUGGUUGAUUGUGGACGAAGCAGAUAAGCUUUUCGAGGAAGGAACUCGUGGGUUCAGGGAACAAUUAGAUGAGAUUACGAGAGCUUGCGUUAACACAAAUUUACGCCGUGGUAUGUUCAGCGCGACUAACACACCAGCGGUAUCAAAGUGGUGCCGUCAAAAUAUGAAGGGUCUUAUAACAGUGACAGUUGGACAAAGAAAUGCAGCUGCAGAAUUGGUAGAUCAAGAGCUUAUCUUUGUUGGUUGCGAAAGAGGUAAAUUGCUGGAACUCAGGAACAUUGUUCGAAAGGGUAUAUUACCACCGGUUCUGGUAUUUGUGCAAAGCAAAGAGAGGGCUCAGGAACUUUUCCAAGAACUUAUUUACGACGGGCUUAACGUGGAUGUUAUUCACGCUGAUAGAACAAUGACACAGCGAGACAAUACCGUGCGUUGCUUUAGAGAGGGAAAGAUCUGGGUUUUGAUCUGCACAGAAUUGAUGGGCAGAGGUAUAGACUUUAAAGGUGUGAAUCUCGUUAUAAAUUAUGAUUUUCCGCCGUCUGCCAUCUCAUACAUUCACAGAAUAGGUCGUACCGGUCGUGCCGGACACAAGGGAAAGGCCAUAACGUUUUUCACUCAACAGGACACGGUCAAUUUACGAAGUAUUGCAACAAUUAUGCGAGCAUCCGGAUGCGACGUACCGGAUUACAUGUUUGCUAUGAAGAAACACAGCAAGAAGGAACGACGAAAGCUCGAGCGAACGGCACCCACGCGCGAAAAGAUAUCGACUGCACCUACGUAUAAACGACACAAGCGAAAAUCGCGUGUCGGAAAGAAACCAAAGCUGGAGGAGGUGUAAUAGUAAGUACGAUAUAUGAUACUCAUAUGUCUUCGCAAUGUAAAUUAAAAGUUUAACAGACUGUUUCCAUAGAGAUUUUACAUCAGGAUAUUUGCGUAUAAAAAGAUUUGAAGUGAAGGUAGAGAUUUAUAAAUAAUUUACUUGCAAUAAUACUUAUAAAAUCCUGUAUAAAUCUAUAAUUUGUGAAAAUACAUAUGAUACAUUUCUUAACAAUCA